Musca domestica (house fly) is the source of this 5581-nucleotide messenger RNA. Its product is annotated as G2/mitotic-specific cyclin-A. NCBI's taxonomy places the organism in Eukaryota, Metazoa, Arthropoda, Insecta, Diptera, Muscidae. Gene Ontology annotation, cellular component: cytoplasm; cyclin-dependent protein kinase holoenzyme complex; nucleus. The transcript is spliced from 5 exons. Gene Ontology annotation, molecular function: cyclin-dependent protein serine/threonine kinase regulator activity. The record is from RefSeq and is a predicted model, not a curated record. Gene Ontology annotation, biological process: regulation of cyclin-dependent protein serine/threonine kinase activity; positive regulation of G1/S transition of mitotic cell cycle; mitotic cell cycle phase transition. Bases 581 to 2299 code for a protein of 572 amino acids.
CUGUUGGCGUGAGUCGGUGAGUGAGUGAUUGAGUGCGGGUUAAUUUGUGUUGCUCCAACGAGAAAAAGUAAAAUACGAAAAUAACGAAUAAAAACAAAAAACAACAAGAACUUUGUUUUUGGGUUUGUUUAACGAUAUUUUGUUUUUGGUUUUCUAAUGCUGGGAAAAGAAACGAAAGAACGUGACGAAAUAAAACAAAUGAUAUCGAACGAAUAGAAGAAUCCAGUCGGGAACUUGUUGAAUGUCUAAAACACAGUGACAUACCAACAAUUAUUUGCAAGUGAAAUUAAGAAGAUUGUUUAAAAUUGUAUCAAAUUGUGUUUGGAUGUUUGUCGAUCGAUCCGGUGCGAAACAAGUGCUUUGAAGAUAUUUGGGUCGCAGUCGUUGUCUGAACCUUAAAUGAAAUAAAACGAGAAGUGCGAUCGAUCAUAACCUCAAUAUAUUAGCAAACAAAGUGAAGUGAAUAUUUGAAUUGGGGAAAGAGCCGGUGACCAGAGUGAACUGUUAUAAAACUGCACUCGCGCACAGCUUCUUCGUAAAUUCCCAAACGAUCCGAUAAACACAGCAUCAUAAAUCCACAAUGGACCUUUUGUGCACGGAAAAUAUAAUACACGAGUAUGAAACGGAAACAUUGUGUCACCACCAACAAACUCUUCAAAAACAGUCAACGUCGUCGUCGUCGCCGUUAAAAACAGAACAAAAACAGCUCCAACAAUCGUCAAUAAGCAACAACAACAGCAAUAUCUCGCCAACGUCGCUGUAUUCGAGCAGCUCAUCGUUGUCAUCGUCCAGUUGUUGCUCUUCAACAACAAAUUCAUCGGGCUACAAUUCGACCGGCAGUAGCAGCAGCAGCAGUAGUAGCAGUUGUCACUCUUCCAAAGUGGUGGCAUGUGAGGAAACUGCAAACUCUGCUUAUUUGGAAACAUGUGCUCCGACCCAACACCAACAACCGCCUCACAACCAAAAGCACUCCUCCUCCUCCGGGAGUGUGACAUCAUCGACAGGACAAAAUGUUUACACGAAUCACUUGAUACAUCGUUCAUUGGAUUAUGUGAACACAGCCACAGAAGACCCAACAUACUUGACCGAUCGAUGCCUGGAGAAUGCACUAAAGGCUGAAGAGAAGAGACCUCAGCCAAUUUGUACGUAUUUCAAAACGAUACAAAAGGACAUUACUCCGCCAAUGAGAAAAAUUGUGGCCGAAUGGAUGAUGGAGGUCUGUGCCGAGGAGAAGUGCCAAGAAGAAGUUGUACUUUUGGCCCUCAACUACAUGGAUCGCUUCCUGUCCACAAAAUCGGUGCGUAAAACCCAUUUGCAAAUUCUAGCUGCUGCCUGCCUCCUGCUUGCCUCAAAAUUACGUGAACCCAGCUGUCGGGCCCUGUCGGCCGAACUGUUGGUGUUCUAUACGGACAAUAGUAUCCACAAAGCCGAUUUGAUUAAAUGGGAACUGUUUGUCCUCAGUCGCCUGGGCUGGGAUUUGUCAUGUGUUACACCGUUGGACUUCUUGGAAUUGUUGCUGAUACGUUUGCCCAUCAGAAGUGCUGACUAUCCCGAUUUGGAUGUGGACAAAGUGCGACAACAUGCCCAAGCGUUCAUAUCGUUAGCCGCCAAAGAACACCAUUUUUCAAUGUACUCUGCCAGCACAAUUGCCGCUUCUUCGAUAGCGGCUGCCCUCAGCGGUUUAAACUGGCAUUUGCGUACAGGUCAAAAUUUACGCUAUCUACUUAAUCUUCUAACAGAUUUGACCAGUGUGGAACAGGAUAAUCUCCACGAUUGUAUGAUGCAAAUGGAAACAAUAUUCGAGGAACAUAGUCGCAAUUUGCAACCCUAUCUGGGUAGUGUGGAAUAUGUUCACCAGCAACAUCAAACCAAUAACUGCUUGAGUUCGUCCGAUAUCAGUUCAGCGUCAUCAUUAUCUUUGCCCGGUGAUGUUAUUACUGUUUCACCCACCAUUGGAAACCAAUCUCAAUACAAUCAGAAUCAGAGUCAUCAUCAUUAUCUUCAUAAUUAUCAUGGUUAUCACCAUGACGCCAAACACCUCCAGCCACAGCAGCAGCAGCAGUACAAUCAUCUUUAUCAGCAGCAACAACAACAACACCAUUUCAAAUCUCUACAUCAUCAUUCCACAGUGUCCACUUCUAUUUCCGCCAACUCGUCUUCGUCGUCGUCAUCAUCAUCGUCAUCCAGCCAUGAUGUGGUCAAUGGUAGUGUCACUGCCAAUGUCUUAUUACCCGAUUUAACGCAAACCUGCAAAAUGCAGGCCAAUGCCCAAAAAGAGGUGCAGGAUAUAAAAUUCUAAGUCGUAUUUUUAAGUUUUAUUUUCUAUUAUUAUUAUUAUUUUUAUCAUUUAACAACAAAACUUUGUUAAUUGUUUAUUUUAAGAAAAAAAAGAGAAAGAAACCACACACAGAACACAUUUGAAUUUGAAAAUCGAAUUAAUGGUCAGCAACCAGAAACACAGAACCAUUUCCCUUCUUUUCUUUAUCAUAUUUUUUUAAUAUUCCUUCGGUGCUUUGUUAACUUUUGUAUAGCAUUUUUACAAAAACAAAAAGAAAAACCUGAAUUGUAUUUUCAUGUAUCUUUAUAACUUUUUUUUAAAACUGAAUUUCUUCCUUUUAUUUUUUCUUCGCUACUAAAUUAAUUAGUAACUCUAACAGCAACAUAAUUUUAUGUUUCUUGUCAUUGUAAUUAUCAUUUAUACUUUACUACACCGCACAGUGUGUACCAAAAUAAGAACAUUAUUAGUAAGUGAUGCAUCAUAAAUUUGUCAGUGAAAUCUUGCAAAAAAAUAUUGCAAUCUAAUUCUUUUUUAAAUAAUUAUUGGUAUUUUUUGCAGUUCCACUUGAGAAACAUAAUUAUUGCAUAACAUAUGAUGCAUUAUAAAACUGAAUGUUUCUCGCUGUACUUUUUUGCAUACGUUUUGGAACAUCCUGCACACACCAAUAUAUAUUUUCAAAUCUUUUAAAGAUUGCCAAUUAACGGCGCCGCAAAAAUUUAAAUGUUCGGUUUUUGAAUAGGCUGUAAAAUGUCAUAUUUAUUAUAUAAAAAUACCUCUUAUUCAUACAUAUAUUUUAUAAUUUUUAACUUAAAAAGAAAUGUAGGUGAAAUAUAAAAAUAUAAAAAAAAAACUUGUGUAAAUAGUGUAUCAUCCUAAAGAGAAAAGGAGAACAUGUAACCCGCCCUUAAAAAAAUAAAAAAAAAAACACUUAAAUCAAAUACCUUUCGAGAAAUACAAAAAUUAAAAAUGGAAAUCUUUUGGCUGGCUGCAUGAGAAACCAGAAGUAAUUAUAGACUGAAUAAAAACAAACAAAAAGAAACUGAAAAUUAAAAAGCAAAAUAGAUUCUUUAAGAUUUUUACAUAUACACAUUUCAAAAAGAAGAAAGAGAAAACGGAAACAAAGCAAAAUAUACAUAUAUUUGAAAAAAGAAAAAAACUUUACCCACUGAAUUCAUCUAUGGAAUAUAAAAGAAAAUUUAAAACAUAUAUUAUUAAAAUAAAAUUAAGCUUUUAUAUUUUAAGCUAAUUUGUAAAAAAGGAUUGCAAAGAAAAAAAAUUUAAUUGGUAAUCAUUUGUUCAUAUAUGUGAAGAAAAUUGAAGAUAAUAAACAAGGAAAUAAGUGAAACUAAACUUUGUCACAAUUUCAACAUAUCCACACAAAACACACUGGAACUUCAUAUCCUCGCUCAUGUUACCAAACCUCAGAUUGGUUGCGCUCAGACAACAAACAAACAAGAUGUGAAAAAAGUAACAACAAAAACCAUUAUUAUAUUAACUAAUAUUUUAAGAGUAUAAAAGUAAAAAAAAAAUUAAAACAAAAACACAAAACAAAAUUGUAAAAAUCCCCAAACGCACAACGAUGUUAAUGAAACAAUGGCAGGGAAAUAAUUUUGAAACCCUUAAAUCCCCCCUUUUUAAUGUUUGUGAUGAAUAUUAACAAAACAAACCACAGUGUACAUACAAAUAAAACUAAGUUUUAAACUCUAAAUUUGCCUUAACACAAGGCAAACCACAGGCAACCAGGUGUUAGGGGAAGACAUAGACAUACGCUUUGCCUUAAAACUAACUGGCUAUAUAUUAGAAAACAACCCACUCGAGAAUUUCAGAAUGUCAUAAUAUUUGAGUCUGCUUGUGUCAGAAGGGCAAUAAAACUUAACACAACAGAAUACAGUGAACCAAAGACAUGCUUAAUACGACAUAAACGCUUAUUUUUAAAAACAAAAAACGACAUAAAAUCAUAGAAAACAUAUACUUGUAACAGAAAGAACCUUAAUUUCCCGUCAAAGAAUCCAUUCAAUUUGUAGAGCAAUUGCUUUUCAAAGGCUAAAAAGUUAUGCUUAGCCAAGCAAGUUUUUUCGAUACCAAUAUUGUUAGAAGUUAAAUUAUAAUCAGAUUGUUUUCGGCGAUCUUUUCCAAACUACACAUAUUUUCUACAGAUAUGUAAACAGAUAUAUAAAGGUAUCAUAUUCACUCAGAUUAUGUACAUUAAUGCAAUAUUCUUUAAGGAAGUAUAGUUUCUUGUUACAAGCUCACACACACAUACCACACCCUCCUUCCAGCCAUUUGCCCGCAUUAUAACCCUAAAUUGUCCUUCUAACCAGGGAAUUAUGCCAGGUAGUAAAAUUCAUCCCAAAAAGCUUUAACAUUACAAGAUGUAAACAGUUACUACUUGCAUAUGCCUGUGUUACACCAAAACCGAACUCAAAUAUUAUGCAAUUUACACUAAACGCUUACACAGAACUACAAAAAAAAAAAAAAACAUUAAGAAUAAAUCUUAACCAAACUUGUAAAAUUGAAAAAAAAAAACCAAUAAGAUAAUAUAAAUUAUACUAAGUUCAAUAGGUGUACAAAAUGGAAAAAAAGAAGAAAAAAUAAAACGCUUAUUUGCUACAAAAAAAAAAAAAAAAAAAAAAAAAAAAAAAAAAAACCACAGUGAACGUCGAUAAUUAAAAGCUUAGCAUUUAUACCCACUUAUCCAUGUAUUUGUAUAAAAAAUACUUACAUAUUAAAAAAAAUAAAAAUUAUAAAAAAAUUAUUUGUUUACAUAUUUUUAUCGUAUUUACCAACAUAAUAUAUGUAUAACCACGCCAACCUAACAUAUAUACCACCCGCAAAGGCAAUCUGUGACGAAAGCUUGCUUUGUUGAACUGUAUUUUAUUCCUGCAGCAAAUUUAAGAAAUGAAAAGAAACUUGUUUAAGCUUUCUAGCUUUAAGUGUAUUUUUGUACUUUGUAAGAUUUUAGUCUUUAGUUGGUGCUAUCAACCUCUCUGGCACCCUCGUAAAUCAAUCAACAAAGAUGUUUUGUCAAAAUUCAAAUAGCAUAAAAGAAGAAAUACAUACCAUAUGAUGCUGGGUCUUAUUUUCAAACAGAAGAAUAUAUGUUGUGAAAAUCAAGCGUUGCCAGCAUUGUACCUCCAGGUGAAAUGAUGGUUAAUAGAAUUGGAACCACUACAAUGAAUACAAAAUACGAACAAUUUGUUGGUUUUAGUAAAAGCAAAAAGGACUGUGUUUUUUCAAAGAAGAAGAAUUGAAAUAAAAAGAAAAACAUUUUCCUCAAACCAAUAAAAUUCAAAUAUAAAAUUA